Molecule: messenger RNA, 1304 nt
Organism: Aspergillus versicolor CBS 583.65
Lineage: Eukaryota; Fungi; Ascomycota; Eurotiomycetes; Eurotiales; Aspergillaceae
Exons: 3
Coding region: 439-912 (157 amino acids)
Source: RefSeq, a predicted model, not a curated record
GGGGCGGGCGCAGCUGUCACAAUUAUGUCCGACUGUUGUCAUGACUCUCCUGCAAAGGUGGACGACGCUGGCUCCAAAUUUGUUGGGCGUUUCUUAGGCUCAGCCAUAUUUCUGUGCUUUAACCCAAUUGUGUUGUACAGUCCGUUAGGGCGUUCAAGUGGGCUGAUUUAUAGUGUGGUUUCAGAUAUGACUUCAGAUGGGGGGCAAAUCGGGGAUAAACAGCGUCAAAACGUUUUGAGGGCUGGCGAGUGAGGGAUGUUUUAUUUUAUUGAUUUGGAAUUCCUCUAGUAAGUAGCAGUAGCUGGUUUAACUAUUAGAAAGGCGUUUGAGCAGGCGACACGGACGGUGAACAGCUUAUCUAGGUACAGUAUACAGGUCAAGUCAGCUUAGGGUUUGUCUACACGGAAAUAUUAACCAAUUCGAUAAUGUAUCUGGUAUAUGGAUAGAUGCAGACACAAACGUCACACAGCAGCCCUACGUAGAAUGUGCCAUCUGCUGGCAUGGGAGUGUGAGAAACGGGUGCAUGCCUACCCAAAGUGUAGCAAUCAAUGCUCCGCAAAAUUCUCCCCUAUCAAAUUGCCGCCGGCUGGCUAUCCACCAAUGGUAUUCCCGAACGUUGCGCCGGCCGAGUUUGAAAAUACCGGCAGGUCCUUGAAGCAUGGAACAUGUCAAGUUGUCGAAACUCUGCUCGGUAUAUAUCUCCGCAGAGCAAAAGAGACGGCAUUCAACCGACGACCUCUGGCACAAAGUUAUGACCCCCUGUUCCCCGGUGGUAUGCUGGGCGACCCAACUGAUAAGGCAACUGAUAAAUUAACCACAGCCAGUCAGCGGCGCGUCUCUCCCGAGGCACAGUCCUCCUCCGUCUUCGUCCACCCCUCGGCAAGGCUAAGGCAAGGACAGUCGGAAUCUUAAAUCCUCGAAAGGCAAUUCGCUGGCGAUUGGACCGAACCGCCCACUGCAAAAAUGAACAAAUGAAAGAAAGUGUGGAUGGCGCACAGUCCAUGCUCCACACCCAACCCACAGUUCACCCUCAGACGUCACUGGCGAGAGGGUAAGAAAGGUCACAGCCCAGCAUCAUUGCGUCAUUGUGACAUUUGUCGCUCAUUCAGCCGCCGACGAAACUCGCAAUCGCACAGAGAAGAAUUUGAGGAUUGCGUACUUGGGUCGGGCUUUGCGACAAUCCAAAUCCAACUGUCUGUGGGUAGGAACGUCCAUUGAUCCGCGAUCGAGAAAGCGUUGGGGUAAACCCAUUGCGCUCUGUUGAUCGGGCCCAGACCACUGUCAUUCAAUAAUGAGCCAAAGGG